Molecule: messenger RNA, 303 nt
Organism: Blumeria graminis f. sp. triticale
Lineage: Eukaryota; Fungi; Ascomycota; Leotiomycetes; Helotiales; Erysiphaceae
Source: the annotation of a GenBank genome assembly
ACAGGGAAGAGCAAAUAUAUCCCGCUCAAGGGUGAAAAAGAGGAGGAAAUAAUAUGUCCCUUAUACCCAACCGAGCGGUACGAAGAUCUCGAUAACAAAAGUGAUGACUACAAGAAGAAACCAGGAUUGAGGCAGAAGGCAAGAGGUAGCAUUGGGAUCGACUUAGACGAUGACUCCGACAAGACAAAUAUCCCCAAAUGGUCAAGAGUAACACCUGCCGAAUGUGGCGUCCCGUCCCAAGGAGCCACAAAGAUAGAUGAAUGUGCCCCAGGCGUUUCAUAUUGUAUUAGUGAAGAUUACUAG